Messenger RNA from Neoarius graeffei (lesser salmon catfish), 6021 nucleotides. It is a transcript of the gene ino80, whose product is annotated as INO80 complex ATPase subunit. Gene Ontology annotation, cellular component: Ino80 complex; nucleus. The transcript has 36 exons. Gene Ontology annotation, biological process: DNA repair; DNA-templated transcription; chromatin remodeling. Lineage: Eukaryota; Metazoa; Chordata; Actinopteri; Siluriformes; Ariidae. Gene Ontology annotation, molecular function: ATP-dependent chromatin remodeler activity; ATP binding; ATP hydrolysis activity. Bases 418 to 5127 code for a protein of 1569 amino acids. The record is from RefSeq and is a predicted model, not a curated record.
CGAUUGCGGAACUCUGUAUCGCUGUUAAAGAGCGGAAAUCUGACCGGAAAUCGUAUUUCUGAUGUUUAUAUUUGAAUAAUAAUUAGUGUGUUUUGUUGUGGAGAAAGGAUCAUGCUGCAGUUUUGUGUGUAAAUUAAUAAUCUGGUCGUUCGAGGUGCUCGGCGGUUGAUUAUGAAUGCCUGUUCGGUGCUCCGUCCUCGCCAUGGCGCCGUUGUCCCUGUUCGCUGUGUUACUGAAAGUGGCCGCCUCUCUGCUGCUGCCGAGUCCACCGCCUCAGUCUCUCUCCUUGUUCACAAGCGCCAUUUUGGAGACAGAGCGGCGCUGUGAGUCGGCAGCAGCGGAGACGGAGCGAAAACAGGGGGGACACGGGGCGACGAGUGAGAGCCCUGUUGGGUUCAGGACCGGUUCUGUCUCCUUAUGGCCUCGGAGCAGGAUGGCGUUGGAGCCUCUACCUGCCUCAAAUUGGCCAAACCACUGCACCUGCAGCACCUGGAGCGCUCGCUCCGCCUCGACGCCUUCCUCCGACACUCCUCCGCCAUCUUCAACCGAGACAUCUCCAGUGAUGACAGUGAUGAUGGUCUGGGUGAAGGCCCGUCUCUGGCCCCUUCGAACCCUCACGCCCCGGUGCUGUCGGUGAAGGAGGAGGCGUCUGACUCUGACGAGGGUGUGAGGAGCUCACGAGGAGGAGGAGUGGAGUGCAGUACUCUGAAUGGGGCUCUGCUUCAGGAGCACAAAGCAGACAAGGCCAGUCUGUACAACUUCUCCAAGCUGAGGAAGAGCAGGAAAUGGCUGAAGGGCGUGUUGCUAAGCGACGACAGCACGGAUUCAGAUACGGAUUCGGACGAUUCGGAUUUUUCUCUGACCCGAGAGGAGCUCCACGACAUGCUGAGGCUGCACAAGUUCACCCGCACGCACCAGAGCAAGUUUCGGGCCGACCGUGAGCUGCAGCAGUAUCAGUACUACAGCGCCGGUCUCCUCUCCACUCAGGACCCGUUCUAUGAGCAGCAGCGCCACGCACUGGGGCCCAAGAAGAAAAAGAUUAAAGAGGAGAAGAAAUUUAAAGCCAAGUUAAAGAAGAUGAAAAAGAAGAAGAAACGAAGCGAGGAGUUCUCCGGCGAGGGACGGCCCUACGUCAGCAAAAUAUUCGCCAAGUUCUCCCAUGAUGCAUCUCUGCCCAUGACCAAGAAGAAACACUUGACCAUCGAGCAGUUAAACGCACGCCGGAGAAAAGUCUGGCUGACGAUCGCCAAAAAGGAAAACCCCAAAGCUUUUAAGCAGAAAGCCUCUGCGAAGAACUUCAUGUUAACCAACGCCAAAAAGCUGGCCCACCAGUGCAUGCGUGAGGUGCGUCGAGCAGCGAUCCAGGCGCAGAAGAACUGUAAGGAGACGCUGCCUCGAGCUCGACGCCUCACCAAGGAGAUGCUGCUUUACUGGAAGAAGUACGAGAAGGUGGAGAAAGAACAUCGCAAACGCGCUGAGAAAGAGGCUUUAGAGCAGCGCAAACUGGACGAGGAGAUGAGAGAGGCAAAGCGGCAGCAGAGGAAGCUGAACUUCCUGAUCACGCAGACGGAGCUGUACGCUCACUUUAUGGGCGGGAAACACAAAGGUGUGGGCGGGGACAGCGCUCAGGACGAGAUCCUCAGCAAGCUGGACGAGAGCGCCGCUCAGAGGCAGAUCAACAUCGGCGGGGGGGUGAUGGUCAACGUGGGCCACGAGGAGUACGACAGUGAAUACUACAAAUCUCAGGCCCUGAGGAACGCCAAAGAAGCCUACCAGAUCCACCAAGCCAGAACGAGGCAGUUUGACGAGGAAUCAAAGGACAGCCGCAGUGCCUCUCUACACGUGGCGGGUGGGUGUGGCUCCGGGUUCGGGGAGAGCUACAGCCUGUCUAAUCCCUCCAUCCAGGCUGGAGAGGACAUCCCUCAACCCACCAUCUUCAACGGCAAGCUCAAAGCCUACCAGCUCAAGGGCAUGAACUGGCUCGCUAACCUUUACGAACAGGGCAUCAAUGGCAUCCUGGCAGAUGAGAUGGGUCUGGGUAAAACGGUCCAGAGCAUCGCCCUGCUGGCCCACCUGGCCGAGAGAGACAACAUUUGGGGUCCGUUCUUGAUCAUCUCUCCGGCCUCCACACUCAACAACUGGCACCAGGAGUUCACCCGCUUCGUGCCUAAAUUCAAGGUGUUGCCGUACUGGGGGAACCCUCACGACCGGAAGGUCAUCAGAAAGUUUUGGAGCCAGAAAACGCUGUACACGCAGAACGCACCCUUCCACGUGGUGAUCACGAGUUACCAGCUGGUGGUGCAGGACGUGAAGUAUUUCCAGCGGGUCAAGUGGCAGUACAUGGUUCUGGAUGAAGCGCAGGCUCUGAAGAGCAGCACCAGCGUGCGCUGGAAGAUCCUGCUUCAGUUCCAGUGUCGAAACCGACUGCUGCUUACAGGAACACCCAUCCAGAACACCAUGGCCGAGUUGUGGGCUCUGCUGCACUUCAUCAUGCCGACUCUGUUCGACUCCCAUGAGGAGUUCAACGAGUGGUUCUCCAAAGACAUAGAAAGUCACGCCGAGAACAAAUCCGCCAUCGAUGAGAACCAGCUCUCCAGACUGCACAUGAUCCUGAAGCCCUUCAUGCUGCGCAGGAUAAAGAAGGAUGUAGAGAACGAGCUCUCGGAUAAGAUCGAGAUCUUGACGUCGUGCCAGCUGACGAGCAGACAGAGGCUCCUGUACCAGGCUCUGAAGAACAAGAUCUCCAUCGAGGACCUGCUGCAGUCGUCCAUGGGCACGGCCCAGCAAGCGCACAGCACCACCAGCAGCCUCAUGAACCUCGUCAUGCAGUUCCGAAAGGUGUGUAAUCACCCAGACCUGUUUGAGAGACAGGAGACGCGUUCUCCGUUCCACAUGUCCCUCAAACCCUUCAUCAUGUCCAAGUUCCUGUUCCGCCACAGCCUGCUUCAGACCUGCAGCCCGGGGAGGAGCAGACUGCUGCAGGUUUUAUUCUCACCGUUCUCUCCUCACCACAUCCACCGCUCCUUAUUUCACAACACAAGUGAUGAAGGCAGCUGCUUCUCAUUUCUGCGCUUCAUUGACGUCUCUCCAGCCGAGAUGUCCAACGCCAUGCUGCAGGGAACGCUGGCCAGAUGGCUCGCACUUUACCUCUCCUUUAAAGCUGCGCACCGGCUCCGUCACCGGCGGCUGUGGAGCUCAGACGGGGAGGGGGAAGGGGGGAGGAAGGCUGGGAGCAGUGUGAGCUCUGGAUCGUGUUCUCUCUCCAACAGAGAUCUCAUCCUGUGGCCCGACAGAACCACCUCCUUCCCCAACACGCACAACAGCACCGUCCUACAGGAUCUGGUUUUCACUUCUUUGCGUCCGUGGAUCUUCUCACACACAGAUGUCGUGAUACACAGCAGACGCUCCAACACCUCCACCCUCAGACGCUGCCAACCCACCCAGUCACCCAAGUUCCUCCUCACUGCUACACCCAGGGUGACGGCGGUCCCUGUCGAGCGUUACUGUGCGGACCGCAGCGCCGAGUAUGAGUGGCGGCAGGUCCGUGACGGUGGGAGUUUGACAGCCAAGCAGUGCUUCCUGUUCGGCUCACCUGAGCUGGCGCGCACCUGGGCCGCCCGCGCUCACUACUUCCGCCCUCAGAGCCCGGAGGGGUUGAUGGCUCUGCAGCCCCGACACGGCUGGUCCUUCAUCAGGAUACCGGACAAGGAGAGUCUGAUCACAGACAGCGGGAAGCUGCACACUCUGGACCUGCUGCUGACUCAGCUGAAGUCUCAGAACCAUCGCGUCCUCAUCUACUCCCAGAUGACCCGCAUGAUCGACCUGCUGGAGGAGUACAUGGUGUACCGAAAACACACGUACAUGCGACUGGACGGUUCGUCCAAGAUCUCAGAACGUCGUGACAUGGUGGCAGACUUCCAGAGCCGGACGGAUAUUUUUGUGUUUCUCCUCAGCACUAGAGCAGGGGGUCUGGGGAUUAAUCUGACCGCUGCAGACACGGUGAUUUUCUAUGACAGUGACUGGAACCCCACGGUGGAUCAGCAGGCCAUGGACCGAGCUCACAGACUGGGCCAGACCAAACAGGUCACAGUUUACCGCCUCAUAUGUAAAGGGACAAUCGAGGAGCGAAUCCUACAGCGGGCCAAAGAGAAGAGCGAGAUUCAGAGGAUGGUGAUUUCAGGAGGGAAUUUCAAACCCGACACCCUGAAGCCCAAAGAGGUGGUCAGUCUGCUGCUGGAUGACGAGGAGCUGGAGAAAAAACUGCGUUUACGGCAGGAGGAGAAGAGGCAGCAGGAGGAGAGCAGCAAGGUGAAGGACCGUAAGAGGAAGAGAGAGAAAUACGCCGAGAAGAGGAAAAAGGAGGAGGACGCAGAGACGAUGAAGAAGAAGAAAGAAGGCGUGAACUUGGUGAUCCCGUACGCCCCCUCGGCGGAUAACUCCAACCUGUCAGCAGACGGCGAGGACUCGUUCAUCAGCGUGGACAUGGAGUCGGCCAUGCCCAGCCCCUUCAGUGAGAUCUCUCUGAGCAGCGAGCUGCAGCCGGGGUCUCUGCCAGCCGACGAGAGCAGCAGCGACAUGCUGGUGAUCGUGGAUGAACCUCUGCCCACUAACUCGCCCGCCUCGGGCACCGGCUCCAUCUCGGACAACAUGAACGAUCAGACGUUGAACCUGAUGUCAGUCUGCGUUUGUCCUGCAGGCGUGUCUUCUCUAGACGUCUCGAGUCCAGGCAGAGGAAGAGCCGCACGGAGCCGAGGACGACCCAAAGGCUCGGGGAGCGGCGGGAAGUGCGCAAGCAGGAAGGGUCGAGGGAGGAAGUCGACGGCAGGCAGUGCAGCGGCGAUGGCUGGAGCGAAGGCAGGGGCGGCGGCUGCCUCGGCUGCAGCGUACGCGGCGUAUGGCUACAGCGUGUCGAAAGGUCUUGCUGCUGCUGCUUCUGGCUCCUUGCAGCCAGUGAUCGCUCGAUCUUCAGCCUCGGCGGUGUUCGUCCCCGUGGGCACGCCCUCCGCCCAGGCGAAAGGCUCGUCCCUGGGUUCCGGCGCUCAGCUCCUCCCACACGGCAGCUCGCACAUCCUUCACGCUCCCUCAAAAAGAGGCAAAGCUCCAAGCGGACAUGGUGGCGGACGGUAGCAGCGGCACCGCGUCGAGGUUCUCGUUCGGCCAGUAAUUUUAGUCUCGGGGUCUGGGAUUGUGUCUGUCUGUCUGUCUGUCCGUGCGGAAUGGAACGGAAAUCAUUUCACCAGGCCUGUCGUCACUGUGAAAGAGGAUCGUUGUUUUGGUUUUUCGGCUGAAAUUCGACAGUUUUUGCACUUAUCCAUCAGCUCGUUUUAAUCCAGCAUACAAACAGGAAGUUCAAUCUCAACCUCAAAUAAUCGUCUCGACUCCAAAACGCCAGAUUGUGAAACGUCGAGCGUUUAAACCUUCUUCUCUUUAUCCAGUCGUUUGAUUUGAAGAACAAUCUACUUGAGCUUCAUUAAUAUAUAAAUAUUCUGAAAAUAUUCCUGCAAGGAGAAUUAUUAUUAUUAUGAUUAUUUUUUUUAAUGAAGGUGUAAAGUGUAAAUGUGAUGCUGCUUUAAAAAAAAAAAAUGUGGGGAAAGAAACCGAUAACUGCUCCACCGAAUGUGGAAUAUUUCUGACCUGGAUGUAAAAUGUAUAGCUUAAGUUAAACCAAAAAGUGUUAAUUUAUGAAAAUUUGUGCAAACUGUAAAUUGUGACGGAGCUGUUUAUUUUUAAACGUAUUGUUUGAAAUCGCAUCGUUUUUGUGGCACCUGUGGGGGUUUUUUUGGGGGGUGGGGGGCGGAGUUUAUUUUGUCUCCGAAGCGUGAUUUUGUGCAGUGUUUGUAUAUAUGACGGCGGAUCUCGCACAUUUCGACGUUCUCCGUAUUUCCCAUGAUGCUCGUCUAUUUUUAUAGGUCACCAUGUACAUACGAGAGAAAGAAAAGUGUUGUUUUACUAACGUGGAGUAAAUCCGAAAUAAUAAUAUUAUUAUUAUUAUUAUUAAUAAUAAUCGUAACAAUAAAGAAA